AUGCAAGACUUGAGAGCAAAGCUGGUGCAUUGGUUGACUGCGCUGGUAUCAUUGAAGAACACAGGAAUCCCAUCGGCCACAGAAGUCCUUCACCUGUUGCUCCGGGAACUCUGGGCUCGGAUCACAGGCGGCGGCUCCAAGUUGUGCGACCAGGAGAUAUCGCGGUUGGAGCAUUUGUGCGCUUUGAUUCAAAAAGCCUCCGAAGAGUGGGACCAAGUCAAGAACCGCAAGAACCCCGACCAACCGAUCAAUUGGUGUCGCCACUUUUGCAGCCCAAUUUGUGCACUCAAGGCAACUUGUGGUGAAGGUCCUCCUGGUCCAGUGGAGUACGAUUUGUCCCUUGAGGACUUGAAAGAUCUCAAAGUGCAAGCGCAAAGCAUACUCGCAAGAAGGGGAGUUACUGCUGCAACUCCGCAGGGCAGGAGAAGUGCCGAAGUGGCACAGGAAGUGCCGGCACAAAGCAUGACUGAGGAGAAUGAACUGCUAAGGAUGAGGGAAGAACUCCAGGAGUUGAAGGAUGGCAGCUUGAGUGUCAAGCGAGAAGUGAUGGAGUUGCAGCAGGACCAGUUGGAGUUGCAGAAACUGAAGUCGGAGAAUGAGAACUUGAAAUGCCAGGUGAAGCAACUCGAGGACACGUUCCAGCGAUUGGAACAAGAGGCCUUGACCGGCAAGGAGCAUCGGCAGAAGUGGGAGGAGGAACGGCUCAAGUUGAGGGAAGAGGUAUUGGAAGUGAAAGGUGACAAGUUGCAGAUGAAGGAAGCUCUCGUGGUGUUGAGGGAGGAGCUGAUCGAACUGAAGUCCAGUCUGAAGCCGCAGAACAAGCAAGAAGAAUGCCAGGCUCCAUCCGUGCAAAAGUCUGCGGCUCUCACGACUGUUACUUCUGAAGAUGAAGACAGCGAUGCUGACUCUGGGUCUAUGGUCACAGACUGCUCCAAUGACUCAUGGAUCUUUGUGACUUCAGACCCAUGCUGCGUUGUGCCGGAGACCUGUUUUGAGGUCAUUUGCCAAGACUUUGGAAAAGCCUUCGUUCCGGCCAGGUCUUUGUUUCAAGGAGCCAAAGUGGUCGCCGCCAAUGGAAGAGAUGUUGUCGAAGUGCUUCACCCUCCGGAGCAGCAUCAGAUCCCGUCCGUCAUCGAGCUGCGCGCAGGAAACACGUGUUUGGUGGUGAGCCCAGAUCAUCGCAUCAGCGUCCCUGGAAGUAAGACUGUGAAGGCCGAAGACUUGCGCCGAGGGAGCAAAGUGAUCCUGAAAGAGACCGAAACCACCCUUACACAUGUGGAAAGGAAGAAUGAACCAACUAUCGUGCUAAAGUUGGCCUUUAAGCCGGAUCAUCCAGUGGCUGGGUUCACUCCGCAAGAUGCCAUCCUCAGCAAAGGUUCUCGUGAUAGACCUCCAGUGCGCCGUGGCCUGAAGAGGAAGAAGGCUUUGCCAAAAGCUCAUAGUGGCCACAUCAUGCCAGAUGCCGAGAACCGCCAGACCUCACAGGCUGAGGAGGAUGAAGCUGUCCCGGACGACGGUCAUGGCCACGCCUCGUAUGCUUCGGAUGGGCGCACUGUCCCAGUCGACUGCCAAAGCUCCGGCAGUCUUCGCACUGAUGACAGUUUGACAUUGAAAUAG
Durusdinium trenchii is the source of this 1617-nucleotide messenger RNA. Lineage: Eukaryota; Dinophyceae; Suessiales; Symbiodiniaceae. The record is from the annotation of a GenBank genome assembly.